AAGUCCUUACGUAAUCCAGAUGAUUUGACAGUUUUUUUGCCGGGAUAGCGAAGCUAUUGGUGUGUUUUUGGUCGUAAAAUAUCACGUACACUCAUACAGGUGAAUAUGUCUGUUAGUUUAAGCUCUUAGCUGUCCGUGGGAGAAGUUAUUGUUCCAUUUAGCCUCAACCGUCCUUGUUGCCAUCAAGGUAACGGCAGCUCAACGUGUGAGCAUGUGGGUUUUCGGUUACGGCUCCUUGAUAUGGAAAGUCGAUUUCCCUUACGAGGAGAAGAGAAUUGGUUACAUUAAGGGUUUUAGCCGUCGGUUUUGGCAGGGAAGUACCGACCACCGAGGAGUACCGGGUAAGCCUGGUCGAGUCGUCACUCUGGUGGAGGAUCCUGAGGGAUGUGUUUGGGGCGUUGCAUACAAGUUGCCAACCGGCCGUGAGCAGGAGGUCAAGAGCUACCUGGACUACCGCGAAAAGGGAGGUUACGAGGCCAUCAUGGUGACCUUCCACCCCCGCCCAUCGCUCACUCCCUCACCCAGCCAGACUCUGCUCUACAUCGGCUCUGAUGACAAUCCCGACUACCUUGGCCCUGCACCUCUUGAGGAGAUAGCUAAUCAAAUCAUCGACUCUUCUGGACCAAGCGGGAAGAAUACCGAGUACCUGUUUCAGCUCGCUGAUGCUGUGAGGACUAUCCUGCCAGAGGACUCAGACAAACAUCUGUUUUCUCUUGAAUGCCUAGUAAGAGAACGGCUGCAAAACGCACAGAAAAACCUAUCAUAGAUGGUGGGCAGUUAAUAUAGAAUAAGAACAGUCAUUAAUUUGCUGACUAGGUUGGAUUUGCCAGAUAAUCUCAGGGUAUAAAAUGCACUUUAGUGAGUGUAAACAGUGUAAAUCAGUGUGAUCUAAAAGCUGCCUCACAAAAAAUAAAAAUGGAAACUUAUGUAAUUUUAUUGGCAGGAAUCACAUACUAUGUUCCAAAUUAAACACUCAAAGGGAAAUGAAUUGGCUGGUUAUAGUUUGAAUAUUUAUGUAAUACUUAUUUGAAAUGCUUAAAAUUUCAAAACAUCAACUGGACUACGAGUCAAAUAUAUGUUCCUAUAUGGUCCCACACCUGCAGAAGGCCACACUAGCCUGUGGGUUGUGUUACAGUAAGUGCACAUUACUAUUGUAACACAUUAUGAUGAUGAAUGUUUUCAACAUUUUAUGUUAAAAUGCCUACACCAGCACGGUAAUUUCAGCAUUCGGCUUAAGAUCCCCCUCCCCAUGACAAACUGCAGCUCUCAGAGCUCGCAGCUGGGAUAGAGGCAGCACUCUUUCCUUCUUCGGUUUGCCUAAUUUUUUGUUCUCCUUUAAAAUAAACAGUUUGUUUGUUGUGACAAUAUGCAAUUGAUUUGACAAAAUGAGAAGCUGUACCAGAAAGUUAGAUUUUUUCAAUAAAUUUAAACAAUAGUGUGUAAAACGUUUAUCAGUCUUGCUCAUGUCUCUUGCUAGUAACCGUUCCAACCGUUUAAUCUAACUUUUCUAUCAGCCCAGGUCUUGUGGAGUGCCACAGGGCUCUGAAUGUAACCCAUUAUUUUUUUACGCUCUACCACUCCCCAUUGGUCUAAUGAAAAUUUCUGUAUUUCAAUGAGGGCAAAAUUGAAAUCACUGUUGUUAUUUAUGUCUGGUGGUUGGCAGAUUGUUUCUCAUUUUGAGGCUUUGAACAUUAUGCUAAACCAAAUGAUUUGGUAAUAAGAUUUUACUGUUGUCUUCACUUUAUGGGCUAAACACUGUAUCCCCCUAAACCCCUGUAACCACACAUGCUUUUUAGGUUGCUUACGUUGUUCUAAGCCGCCCUGGGAUCUGGGAGAGGGGGGUUUUGCUGCUGUUGCCCUUAAAUAACAGAAAAAAUUCUUUUUGAAAAAAAAAUCUCAUCUUAAAACAUAAUGCAUGUCUGGACUUUCAGUUCCCUGUAAAAGUUCUGUCCUCAGCUUAUUUUCAGCACAGCUUUUUGUAAAUAGGCAGCCCUGCUUAAAUGUGCUUUAUAAAUAAAUUUGACCUGAAUUUAGAAUCGGAGCUCCAGAAUCAGCGAUCAGCUUCUUCUCCCUCUGCCGGUGUACGUCUCAGCAACGGUGAACACGUCAAACCGCAUCAAAUAUGCAGAAUAAACGAGUGACAACUCUAUUUGUGAUUCAGCUGUAGUUUAUUUUUUUUUUAUGCAAACACAGAGAGUUUUGAAACUUGUUACCAGUGUUUAUUGGCGGUAGCGGCAUCUGUGCAACAUUACACUUUUUUGGCACAAAACUAAAAACUAUCCGUGCAAGAAGAAGCCUUUUUGUAUGAGUGCUGCGCAGAUGCACAGCUGCUGAAUGCGAUAUGGGUUGCCGUCUUCUCUAAAAUUGAUCUCGCUGUAAAAGUGAUGCAGGAAACAAUAAAUUCUCUGUGCCCAACUAUUAUGCAGCGCAGCAUACUUUCUUAUAGGAAUAUGUAAUAUUAUAGCAUAUCGAUUUAUCACCCACACAUGUGUUAUUCUCAUUUUUAGAGAUAAUAUAUCCAUUCAUCCAUCCAUUAUCGUUACCGCUUAUUCCCUAAUGGGGUCGCGGG
Messenger RNA from Menidia menidia (Atlantic silverside), 2569 nucleotides. The record is from the annotation of a GenBank genome assembly. Lineage: Eukaryota; Metazoa; Chordata; Actinopteri; Atheriniformes; Atherinopsidae.